AUGGGCCUGCUGUGGACCCCACUCCCCCUUUUGCUCCUCUUGGCUGGGAAGCCUGACUGCCUAAGGUCCCAGGACUACCCCAGCUGCCCAGAACCCAGGGAACUAGAAGCCAGGGUGGUCCUCCUGCCCAGUUGUCCUGGAGCCCCAGGAAGUCCUGGGGAGAAAGGAGCUGCAGGCCCUCAAGGGCAACCUGGACCACCUGGCAAGAUGGGCUCCAAGGGUGAGCCUGGGGAUCCGGCGAAUCUGCUUCGGUGCCAGGAGGGCCCCAGAAACUGCCAGAAGCUGCUAAGCCAGGGUGCCACGUUGAGCGGCCAGGAGCAUCUAUGCCUACUCGAGGGGAGAGCCCUCCCAGUUUUUUGUGACAUGGACACCAAAGAGGGCGGCUGGUUGGUAAGUAGGCUGCAGGAUGGGUCCGUGGAUUCCUUCCGCUCUUGGACCUCCUACAAAGUAGGUUUUGGAAGCCAGGAGUCUGAAUUCUGGCUGGGGAAUGAGAAUCUGCACCAGCUCACUGUUGAGGGUACCUGGGAGCUGCGGGUGGAGUGGGAGGUCUUCACUGGCAACCACACCUUUGCCCACUAUGAGUCCUUCUGCCUCCUCGGGGAGGCGGCCUACCAGCUGGUGCUGGGCAAGUUCACAGAGGGCACUACAGGAGACUCCCUGAGCUUCCACAACGGGAAGUCCUUUACCACCUAUGAUGCUGACCACGACCCGAACAAGAGCAACUGUGCCGUGACCGUCCACGGUGCCUGGUGGUACGGAACACGCUACCGGUCCAAUCUCAACGGGCGCUGCGCAAGGUCUGAGGCCACUGCUCACAAGUAUGGCAUCGCCUGGGCCUCAGGCCGGGGCGCGGGCCUCCCUUAUCGCAAGUUUCGCAUGAUGCUUUGCUAGGACGCGUGGUGGCCAGCACCCUUAUCUACCCCAUACAGCUUCCGGACCCACGGCUACACUCCCCGGUGCUAAACGCCUCCGCUCC
Suricata suricatta (meerkat) is the source of this 976-nucleotide messenger RNA. It is a transcript of the gene FCN3, whose product is annotated as ficolin 3. Lineage: Eukaryota; Metazoa; Chordata; Mammalia; Carnivora; Herpestidae. The record is from RefSeq and is a predicted model, not a curated record.